GUUCACACGACGAGGUCAAUUACGCUAUCAGGAUAACCAAGACUCUAUUCCAACACAGAAGCCGAUCGAAAUCGAUACAAAAGAGAUGGCCAACAUGUCCUUCGACGCCUACAUCCAACGCGCAGACGACUACAUCACCAAGCAAAUCCACAAGUACGAGCAACAGAAACGAGGAAGAAGAUCUCCACCCCGCGCAAACGGGUACCAGCAAAUGCCUCCCCAAGGCCCACACCACAGACAGCAAUCAUCACAGGGUGGCUAUCCCGGAAGCCCGGCCCCACAAGGCGGUCAAUACGCUCAACCACCCGCCACUCCCAUGGUACCACACGGAUGGUCCCAAGAGUUCGAUCCUCGCAGUCAAAAAUGGUAUUACGUCGACAGAUCAACGGGGAGAAGUCAAUGGAACCCACCAUCCCACGCACCGCCGCGCGCAUCAACGUUUCAGCCUGAUGCCACAAUGCCCAGUCCACAUCACCUCUACACCCGAGAAGACGAGAACCGAGCACGGUCAAAUUCGCACCCGCAACGCCCUACGUCUAGCCCAGGUGAGCAUGGACAACAUUUAAAUCCUCCUCAGCAUGGUGGUCAUGGAUCUGGCAGACUAAGUCCUUCGAUGCAGCUGCCUCCGGGGUCGCACCUGGAUUUGAGUACAGGGAGGGUUGUCAGUGGUAUGUUUCCUGAGGUGCAGAAUCAAAAAAGCUGGGCACAGUCGUUGCAGAGGAUAUGAGUGCUGGGGCAGGGUUCCACUUGGGCAUAGAAGAGAGGGGUGAUGAGUAGAGUUGAAGACAUGGUACACGUUCUACGGAAUAGGGAGUUGUUAUUUUGGGCCUGCGGGACACCGGAUGGUCCGUUUUCUGUGAAUCAUGCAUAAUGUAUAGAUAAACGUUUUCAUUGAGAUGAAUACGUGAUAGACCUUCAACUAUAACAACUGUAAAAUGCGCCUCCUGGAGAGUCGUUGGGUCACAAAA
Pyrenophora tritici-repentis Pt-1C-BFP is the source of this 968-nucleotide messenger RNA. RefSeq names its product DUF1421 multi-domain protein. The record is from RefSeq and is a predicted model, not a curated record. Lineage: Eukaryota; Fungi; Ascomycota; Dothideomycetes; Pleosporales; Pleosporaceae. Gene Ontology annotation, molecular function: protein binding.